Molecule: messenger RNA, 831 nt
Organism: Calypte anna (Anna's hummingbird)
Lineage: Eukaryota; Metazoa; Chordata; Aves; Apodiformes; Trochilidae
Gene: MMD2
Product: monocyte to macrophage differentiation associated 2
Exons: 9
Coding region: 1-831 (276 amino acids)
Cellular component (GO): membrane
Molecular function (GO): pore-forming activity
Source: RefSeq, a predicted model, not a curated record
AUGUUCGUUUCCCGGGUCCUGGAUUUCCAGAAGACGCGCUACGCCAGGACUGUCCCCAGCCUUGCCUCCCCUUCCUCCUCCUCCUCCUCCUCCCUUCCCACACCCCCAGGAGGCCAGAGGGAGAUGAAGUGGCAGAGGUUCAUGAACCACCGUGUCCCAUCCAACUGCAGGUAUCAGCCCACGGAGUAUGAGCAUGCAGCAAACUGUGCCACCCAUGCAUUCUGGAUCCUGCCCAGCAUCCUUGGCAGCUCCAUCCUUUACAUCCUCUCUGACGACCAGUGGGAAACCAUCUCAGCCUGGAUCUAUGGCUGUGGCUUGUCCAGCCUCUUCAUUGUCUCCACAAUUUUCCACACCAUCUCCUGGAAGAAGAGGCAUCUCAGGACUGUGGAGCACUGCUUGCACAUGUUUGACAGGAUGGUGAUCUACUUCUUCAUCGCAGCAUCCUAUGCUCCCUGGCUGAACUUGCGGGAGUUGGGUCCCUGGGCUUCCCACAUGCGCUGGAUCAUCUGGAUCAUGGCAUCAGUCGGGACUGUCUACGUUUUCUUCUUCCAUGAACGGUACAAGCUGGUGGAGCUGGUGUGCUACGUUAUCAUGGGCUUCUUCCCUGCCUUGGUCAUCCUCUCCAUGCCCAACAGGGAUGGUCUCCUGGAGCUGGUGGCUGGAGGACUCUCCUACUGCCUGGGCAUGGUCUUCUUCAAAAGUGACGGCCGCAUCCCCUUCGCCCAUGCCAUCUGGCACCUCUUCGUGGCCAUCGGAGCUGGCAUCCACUACUAUGCCAUUUGGAGGUACCUCUAUCAGCCCAACACUCUGGAGGCCAAAACAUCCUGGUAG